This is a messenger RNA of Gilbertella persicaria, 3004 nucleotides long. RefSeq names its product Sec23/Sec24 trunk domain-containing protein. The transcript is spliced from 6 exons. Gene Ontology annotation, molecular function: zinc ion binding; SNARE binding. Gene Ontology annotation, biological process: COPII-coated vesicle cargo loading; intracellular protein transport; endoplasmic reticulum to Golgi vesicle-mediated transport. Bases 339 to 2867 code for a protein of 842 amino acids. NCBI's taxonomy places the organism in Eukaryota, Fungi, Mucoromycota, Mucoromycetes, Mucorales, Choanephoraceae. The record is from RefSeq and is a predicted model, not a curated record. Gene Ontology annotation, cellular component: endoplasmic reticulum exit site; COPII vesicle coat.
GGAAUUAUGGCAGAAACAAAGGUCCAAGCUCUUUGCUAAUCUUACCAUGUAAAUAGUCUAAGCUGGUCAAUUGGUUAUGCAACGAUAAAUUUAGUAUUUGAUAAUGCAUUAUUCCUUUCUUUGCCAAUCACAGUACAACUACUCUUUAGGUUUUUAUUCACAACUGAAUACGAGACAUAUACUCAAAGGCUACUUGAUAAGGGUCUUCAGCUUUAUUCUGAAGAUAGUAUCAGUGAUCUUUUAGGAAGGUGACAUUUUUUUUGUUACGGACAUUCAAUUUGCUCAAAGUAGCAAUAGUUACUGUGUUUCGUGUUGCUCUUAUUUUUUAUUUUCAUCUGAUGAAUCCCUACCACACACAACCAGGACUGCCUCGUAUGGCAUCUCCUAUGGGAGCGCCUUAUUCUCCUCCUCAAACCAGCCAUAAGAAAUCAAAACGCCAUUAUCCCACUUUAGGACAAGAGACAGUGUCUGGAAACCAAGGAUAUCCUUCUCCAGUUCAACACACUCCGCCUCCCGUUUAUAAUCAAGUGCUGAAUGGUAUGUCUCAGAUGAAUGUAGGAUCUGCUCAGCAACAAGAUGUACCUUUGGUUGGUCAACCACCUCUUAUUCAAGACCUUAUUGAAAAGACACCAUCACCUUCUAUUCCCUCGAAUUUAACAGCUACUGGAUCCACCAUGGCACAAGUGGAUCGUCGAUUGAAACAUGCUACCGUGCAUGCUUUUCCUUCUUCGCAUGCCUUGGCCAAGAAGUCCAAAAUACCACUUGCUUUGAUUUUGCAACCCUAUCUAGAGUCUCAAGUCCCUGUUGUGCCUGAUACAACAGUGUCCCGUUGUUCUCGUUGUAAGACCUACAUCAAUCCUUUUGUUCAAUUCUCAGGAGGUGCAUUACAAUGGACAUGUAAUAUGUGUGGCAUGAAUAACGAUGUACCUCAAUCGUUUGACUGGGAUAUCUUGACACAACAACAGACAGAUCGAUACAGUCGCCCUGAACUCAACUAUGGCUGUGUGGAUUUCAUGGCAUCAACAGACUAUAUUGUACGUCCUCCUCAACCACCUGUGUAUGUGUUUGUGAUUGAUACUUCAUUUCAAGCUGUUCAGUCAGGCAUGAUUCGUGUGGUAGCCGAUGCGAUUCUUGCUUCGCUCGACAAGAUACCAAAUGAAGAUGGACGUACAAAAGUAGGGUUUAUUACUGUGGAUAAUGCAGUUGGAUUUCAUAAACUGUCAGGGGAUGAGCCCGAGAUUCUGGUUGUAGGGGAUUUGAAUGAUAUCUAUCUACCUCGGUCCUUAUCUGAUUUGAUGGUCCAUUUGGCAGAGAGUCGAAAAGUAGUUGAGGAUUUGUUGGCUAAGAUGAAGACCAUGUAUACACAUACACAUACUCCCUCCAAUUGUUUAGGGUCUGCAUUACAAGCAGCACGAAAACUAUUGGCUCCUACAGGUGGUAAAAUAGUGUGCUUUCAAGCAAGUGUGCCUACCGUUGGUGAAGGUAUUAUGCAGCCCAAACAAGGCAUGAUUUCUGUAGAUGCACCCAUCAUGACUGCCUCGAGUUCAUUCUACAAGACAUUGGCAGCUGAAUGUACUAAACUCCAGAUCUGUGCAGACAUGUUUGUGUUUGGCAACACGAAUGCCAAUGCGGAUCUCACCACCCUGAAUGUGAUGCCUCGUUUUACAGGUGGUCAAACCCACUUUUAUCCUGGAUUUACUGCUGCCAAUCAAACAGCCUGCUUAAGACUGAAGCAAGAGGUGAUCCGUCUAUUGGCUCAACAGAUGGGAUUGGAAGCUGUGAUGCGUACCCGUUGUUCAGAAGGGAUUGUGUGUCAUGCCUUCUUUGGUAAUUGCACAACGCGCGUGCCUGAUAUCAUGGCAUUACCCAAUGUUCCAUGUGAUCAGUCCUAUUGUGUUGAGCUCCUGAUGGAACAGGACAUCCCAUCUAGCCAUGUCUAUUUCCAGACAGCCUUGUUGCACACCACCAGUACAGGUGAGCGUCGUAUUCGUGUCAUGAAUCUAUGUUUGCCUGUCACUCAGAGUGCAUCUGAACUCUUUAGCUCUGUGGAUCAAGUAGCUGUCGCACGUACGCUCUGUCAUCAAGCGAUCGAUAAGGCGGCUCAAGGGAAAUUAAAAGACGGCAGAGAUUAUCUCGCGAAUCGCACCAUCGAGGUCUGUCAAGCCUAUCGUCAACAGGUGCUUGGGUCUACCACCACUACUCAGUUAUCUAUUUGUCGUUCUCUGAGCGUGUUUCCUCUGUUGAUCCUUGGUAUUCUCAAGACACCUGCAUUUCAUGAUGCCCCAGUGCCUGCUGAUCUACGUGCUCAAUCAGCGAUUUUGUUACGUACAUUGCCGAUGGAUCCUUGGGAACGUCUUGUUCAUCCCAUGUUGCAUUCCGUCCAUCAAAUGCCACCUAUGGCAGGCACAUUGGAUGCCACAGGUCAAUGUGUAUAUCCUCCUCGUCUUCAUUUAUCCAGCGAGAAACUAGAAGCACACGGCUGUUAUUUGUUGCAAGAUGGACAAGACGUGUAUAUCUGGGUGGGUAAACAAGCCAUACCUCCCUUAUGUAAAGAUCUAUUUGAUGUACCCUCACUUGAUCAAAUUUUCUCUGGACAGAUACCUUUACUGCCUCAAGUACGCUCUUCUAUCUCUUCAAGACUCAAUACACUCAUUCAACAUAUCCAAACAGACCGUCAAGUCACUUAUUAUCCUACUAUUUCGAUUGUCAAAGAAGACGGCGAUCCUAUGCUUCGUAGUCGUUUCUUGUCUCAUUUGAUAGAAGAUCGUCAGCCGACUGGACCUACAAAUGCAGGUGCUCAUCAAGACCAGGUGAAUUCCGGUAUGAGUUAUUUCCAAUGGCUAGGUUACAUUAGAGCCAAGUGUUAAUAAAAUAUACAUAUAUAUAUAUAUGUGUGUAUGUGUGUGUAUGUAUGUGUGUGUGUGUGUGUGUGUUUUUAUUCAGUAGCCAUCAUCAAUUUAAUCUUGGCAAUAGCAGCACCGGGUUGAAGACCCUUAGGACAUGU